AUGGUAUGUACAUACCUUACCCACCCACCACCUACCCUUUUCCCCCCCUCCUCACCCACCGCCAAACAAAGCUCCCGACUAACCUCCCCCUCCCUCUCUCUCUCCCCACAGCCACCACCCAAAAAACGCGGCAACCCUCCCGCCCCGGGCCCGGCCGCGGCCCCGACCCCGGCCCCCCGCCGCUCCAAGCUCGCCAAAGAGCACGACCUGACGCCGUCGCAAGAAUCCUCCAUCCGCGACGCCUUCGGCCUCUUCGCCCGGCGCCACGAGUCGUACCCGCACACGACCGUCAUCCGCGCGUCGGACGCGCGGCGGGUCAUGAUCGCGCUGGGGUUCGAGAUGCUCGGCGGCGAGGAUGUCCGGGAGAUGCUCGAGGUGCUGGAUCCCGAGGGCGAGGGGUGGGUCGCGUGGGAGCAUUUUGUGGGGUAUGCGGCCGUGUGGUUUCAUGCGCAGCGGCACGAGGAGGAGCAGGAGGAGCGGGAGGGACGAGGGGAUGGGGGGAGUGCGAGGGAGGAGGUGGAGAGGGCGUUUCGGCUGUUUACUGGGGGCGCGAUGAGGCCGAUUCGGGUGGCGGAUUUGAAGAGGGUGGCGAGGGAGCUGAGGGAGGAGGUGGAUGAGGAGGUGUUGUGGGAUAUGGUGGUUGAGGCGAAUGGGGAGAGGAGGUCGAAGGAGGGGGUUGGGAAGGGGGUGGAGGUGGAGGAGUUUGAGCAGGUUAUGAGGAGGGCGGGGGUGUUUGGUUGA
Molecule: messenger RNA, 741 nt
Organism: Diplodia corticola
Lineage: Eukaryota; Fungi; Ascomycota; Dothideomycetes; Botryosphaeriales; Botryosphaeriaceae
Product: ef-hand superfamily ca2+-modulated protein
Exons: 1
Coding region: 1-741 (246 amino acids)
Source: RefSeq, a predicted model, not a curated record